Messenger RNA from Acanthopagrus latus (yellowfin seabream), 1095 nucleotides. Its product is annotated as vomeronasal type-2 receptor 26-like. Gene Ontology annotation, biological process: G protein-coupled receptor signaling pathway. Gene Ontology annotation, molecular function: G protein-coupled receptor activity. The transcript has 2 exons. Gene Ontology annotation, cellular component: membrane. The record is from RefSeq and is a predicted model, not a curated record. NCBI's taxonomy places the organism in Eukaryota, Metazoa, Chordata, Actinopteri, Spariformes, Sparidae. The coding region runs from base 1 to 1095 and encodes 364 amino acids.
AUGUACAAACAUUUGUUUACAUUAUUGUGUUUUACAUGCUGUGUUUUGCAUUAUCAGGUGCCAAGGUCCAUCUGCAGAGAACCAUGCCCACCAGGGACUCGUAAGGCCAUAAACAAGUUUAAGCCAGUGUGCUGUUUCGACUGCUUUGGGUGCCCAGAGGGAACAAUAAGUAAUCAGACAAAUUCUCCAGAAUGUUUGAGCUGUCCUCCUGAAUUCUGGCCAAAUGAAAAGAAAGAUCAGUGUCAUCCAAAACCUACUGAAUACUUGUCUUACAAAGAGGUCAUGGGGGCACUUUUAACUGGAUUUAGCUGUUUCGGUGUAUUUUUAUCCCUUCUGACACUGAUAAUAUUUGUGGCUCAUAAAGAGACUCCCAUUGUAAAAGCCAACAACUCUGAACUGAGCUUUAUGCUGCUCUUCUCCUUGACUCUGUGUUUCCUGUGUUCUCUGACCUUCAUCGGCCGGCCCUCUGAGUGGUCCUGCAUGCUGCGACACAUAGCAUUUGGGAUCACCUUUGUCCUCUGUAUCUCUUGUGUUCUGGGCAAAACUAUAGUGGUUUUAAUGGCAUUCAGAGCAACACUUCCAGGCAGCAAUGUGAUGAAAUGGUUUGGUCCUACACAGCAGAGGCUCAGUGUGCUGGCUUUCACCCUCAUUCAGGUUGUGAUUUGUAUCCUUUGGCUGACAAUCAGCCCUCCAUUUCCAAAGAUGAACAUGAAGUACUAUAAAGAAAAGAUAAUCUUAGAGUGUGCCCUGGGUUCAUCUAUUGGAUUCUGGGCUGUGUUGAGUUAUAUCGGACUUCUUGCUCUCUUGUGUUUCAUACUUGCUUUUCUUGCUCGAAAGCUGCCAGACAGCUUUAAUGAAGCCAAACUGAUCACCUUCAGCAUGCUGAUAUUCUGUGCAGUCUGGAUCACAUUCAUCCCAGCAUAUGUCAGCUCUCCUGGCAAGUUCACCGUUGCUGUGGAGAUAUUCGCAAUCCUGGCAUCCAGUUUUGGUUUGCUGGGAUGCAUAUUUUUCCCAAAAUGUUAUAUUAUUAUCUUAAGACCAGAGCAAAACUCCAAAAAACAUUUAAUGGGAAAAAUACCACAGAGGACUCAAUAA